AUGGCUGCCUUCAACCCUGAACUGCGGUACCAGGUUAUCCGCCUCUACAAGGAGCUGCUGCACCUCGGCAAGGAGUAUCCACUGGGCUAUGACUACUUCAGGCCCCGCCUCCACAAAGCCUUUGCGAACCAGGCGGGGUUGAGGGAUGAGGAAAAGAUCAAGCAGGGCAUCCAGAAAGCCGAAUAUAUAAAGAAAGAAAUUGAAGCAUUGUACUAUUUAAAGAGAUACAGAGCUCUGCGCCAGCGCUACGAUAAAAUAUAA
This is a messenger RNA of Aplosporella prunicola CBS 121167, 261 nucleotides long. RefSeq lists its product as uncharacterized. The transcript is spliced from 4 exons. NCBI's taxonomy places the organism in Eukaryota, Fungi, Ascomycota, Dothideomycetes, Botryosphaeriales, Aplosporellaceae. Gene Ontology annotation, cellular component: mitochondrion. The record is from RefSeq and is a predicted model, not a curated record. Gene Ontology annotation, biological process: respiratory electron transport chain. The coding region runs from base 1 to 261 and encodes 86 amino acids.